CCCUAGAGUUAAACCAAAGGGCAGUGUAAAGAAAAGAGUCGUCGCAUCUUUUUUUCUUGGGUGACUUCUGACUCGAAAACGCAAAAGCACUCAUUUGAAACAUAUGCCAAUUACAACUCUCUUUAUCAACUAGCCAAAAAUUGAUUGAGAAUGAUGCACAAAAACUUUUAAGAUGGUGAGAGGAGAACUCGCGGAUGUCGCGGCUGGUAAAGGCGAAGGCGCCUUUAUCUUACUCUACAUUUGGGCAGCAUUUAUGGCUUUCUCCGUCAUAGCAACAGUGAUUUUCUCAUGUAGCGACGGAGCUUCUAAACCUCACACUACUGAAGACGUUAAUGGCUCUGCGUGUGCGGCAGGCUGCGGUGGUGGUUGUGGAGGUUAAAAGGGAGACAUCUUUUUUGUUCACUUAAGUAAUAUUUGAAGAGUAACCAUGUUGUCUUCUUGCGUUAACAAAAAUAUUUAAAAGUAUGUAGAUAAUGUGGAGGCUGUGAAUGUUUUCUCCUUCUUGAAUGUAACAAUGUGUUGGUCUAAUUGGCUUUCGAUAAUUCAAGGACAGAAUUAGUAUUGUGUUUUC
Molecule: messenger RNA, 571 nt
Organism: Camelina sativa (false flax)
Lineage: Eukaryota; Viridiplantae; Streptophyta; Magnoliopsida; Brassicales; Brassicaceae
Source: RefSeq, a predicted model, not a curated record